This is a messenger RNA of Arctia plantaginis, 1479 nucleotides long. The record is from the annotation of a GenBank genome assembly. NCBI's taxonomy places the organism in Eukaryota, Metazoa, Arthropoda, Insecta, Lepidoptera, Erebidae.
AUGUAUAGGUACCUAAAACUCAGAACAAUUUAUGCAGUUCGGAAUCCGCCUCCGAAUCCACACAGCAAACACAGUGCUGGCGUUGCAACACCUAAAUGCGAUGGAGAGCGUAGAAUUACUGGAGGUAAAAAUACAACCGUGCCUCAUACGUACAUGGUGUAUUUGCGGAGAGCAGAAAAAGAAGCCAAAAAUUACAGUGCCUGGCUAUGUGGUGGUGCACUUAUAGGUCCAAGAAUGAUUUUAACAUCCGCUGCUUGCGUUAAAGAUGUAAAUUAUAUCUACGUCAUAGCUGGUUACCAUAAAUAUACCUCCGAAAUCGUGGAAAAGGACGAAUGUCUUGCGCACACUAUCAGGAAAAUUAUCCACAUUUGUGUACCUAAAAGUUACGAUUUGAAGUAUAAAGAAUUCACAAAAUGGUCUGCUAUGGACAUAGCUGUAGUCAAAGCAAAUAAAAGAAUCGUUGGUGACCACAACUACGUUGAUUUUUGUGAUUAUGCACCUACAAUGAUUGAUAUUAAUUAUGAUCAAGAAGAACUACAAGCGACAGGGAAGGAUGUUUUAAUUUUGGGAUGGGGUCAUAAAGGAAUUUGGCGUCACGGUAAUGACACGAAUGAUUACAACCAGGAAAACUUAAACUAUGGUGCAACGAAAAUUUAUAAUAAAACAAAAUGCGCAGAGGAAUAUAAAAAAUUUGACAUGGAAGAACCCAUUAAGAGUUAUAUGAUUUGUACAUUAGGUGCAGCACCCUUUGAUGAUCAAGGUGAAAAAACUGGUAAAGGAAAUAAAAUAAGUAGUAUAUAUACACAAGACGAUGGUUGCAGUGACGAGGAGGAUAAGGUAAAGGUUGAAGAAAAAUCUCAGGAUAGAAGUCAAAAUAAGAAGACGAAAAAAAUCAAUCGUGUUGGAAUAUGUCAGAAUGACCACGGUGGACCGCUUGUUACUUGGCAACGAAAUAAACAAGUAAUUAUAGGUGUUUCCUCUCUCUUCAAAGUUAAGAAGGAGAAAUGCAUUGGGCCCUAUUUAUUUACCAGUACGUACUAUACCUCAGACUUUUUGAAAUGUGUUGUGGACGAAUUCUCAAAAUAUGGGAGAAGAUCUAUGCCAGAUUACUGUCGUUUGCCACCAGAAGAAAAAGGGUUUGAAAUUAUUGAACGAAAAAUAACAUGGAGGGUGGCUUCGGAUGAAUUAUCACAUGAGAAUAUGGAUUAUACAGAUCCUUUGAUAACAAAGGCACCUACGGAUAAUUUGGCAACAGAAAAAUGGACAGAGGAAAACAUAGAAUACACAAAUUUGAUGACACCGGAAGUACGUGCAUACCAGAAUGGUCCAAGUGAAGGGCCUAAAGAAAAUACAGAAAAUACGAAUAUGGUCACGCCGGAAGUACGUUUGUACCAGAAUGAGCCAAGUGAAGGUUUACCUGAAUAUGAGACGUUUCGUGUUCGCCCGCAGAAACCAUUGCGGGACGUUGGGUAUGAUUAA